Rodentolepis nana is the source of this 194-nucleotide messenger RNA. Lineage: Eukaryota; Metazoa; Platyhelminthes; Cestoda; Cyclophyllidea; Hymenolepididae. The record is from the annotation of a GenBank genome assembly.
CUUGUGAACCAGAGUUGAUGCCGUCAUUUCCACAGUAUCGUUUAAAACGCAAUGCUUCUCCAGGCGAUGACACUGCUCGAGGACUAGUUGCUCCAGUGAAUCCUAUCCAAGAGGCGUCAUCAGGACAUUUUGAUGCUACUUUUGAUAGAAUUUUGAGCCCCUUGUUUAUUAUUAUGCGCAAGUUUUGGGCCUGA